CAGCCAUGUUGGCUCCAACAUGUCACGUAAGGCAUAAAUGAAGACUUUUCAAGUCGACUUUAGAAUGCAUUUCAUCUCCUUACCUUGUUUCCUUGUCCCUUUUCUCUCCUGCCCUCGUUCCUUCGGGGGGCGGGACUUCCGUGGAGGGGGGGCGGGAGGACUGUGGUGACGUGGCCGGCUUUGGCGCUCUGUUUCCCGGACAUCCUCGCAGCUGACAGCCGCUGUGUCCUCGGAGCUAGAAGCUAACAGCUAGCUGGUGCUAAUGGAGGCUCGCUCGGUGUUCCUGCUGCUGUGUGGCCACGCCGCCUGCCUGCACGCCGCCUUGCCUUCACGGAGCGGACCUAAAGUCACCGAGAAGGUGUUCUUUGACAUCACAGUGGCGGGUCAGGAGGUGGGCCGCGUCGUCAUUGGCCUCUUUGGAGAGGUGGUCCCUCUGACCGUGGCCAACUUUGUUGCCCUGGCAACAGGAGAGUGUGUUUGUGCACAGAAAGGUUACGGCUACAAAGGCAGCAAGUUCCACAGAGUCAUCAAGGACUUCAUGGUCCAAGGAGGAGACUUCACGCUGGGAGACGGCACUGGAGGUCACAGCAUCUACGGAACCACCUUUGCUGAUGAGAACUUCCGACUGAAGCACAGCUCUGCGGGCUGGGUGAGCAUGGCCAAUGCUGGUCCAGACACUAACGGCUCGCAGUUCUUCAUCCUGGCCACUAGAGCUCCGUGGUUGGAUGGCAAACAUGUUGUGUUUGGCAAAGUCCUGGACGGGAUGUCUGUGGUCCACACCAUGGAGCUCCAGGACACCAACGAGAGGAACCUUCCUCACGCGGACUGUGUGGUGGUCAACAGCGGGAGGAUGCUGGUCAAAGAGCCUUUUAUUGUGGAGGUGGACGGCUGGUAGAAGAAGAAGAAAAGGUCAAAGAGCCUUUUAUUGUGGAGGUGGAGGGCUGGUAGAAGAAGAAGAAAAGGUCAAAGAGCCUUUUAUUGUGGAGGUGGAUGGCUGGUAGAAGAAGAAGAAAAGGUCAAAGAGCCUUUUAUUGUGGAGGUGGAGGGCUGGUAGUAGAAGAAGAAAAGGUCAAAUAUGUUGACUAUGCAAAUAUGUUAAGAUGACAUCUUUACAUGAAAGAAUGACAACAUAUCACUUUGAAGUCUGCAAUAAAU
This is a messenger RNA of Entelurus aequoreus (snake pipefish), 1155 nucleotides long. Its product is annotated as peptidyl-prolyl cis-trans isomerase C-like. Gene Ontology annotation, cellular component: intracellular membrane-bounded organelle. The transcript is spliced from 6 exons. The record is from RefSeq and is a predicted model, not a curated record. Lineage: Eukaryota; Metazoa; Chordata; Actinopteri; Syngnathiformes; Syngnathidae. Gene Ontology annotation, biological process: protein folding; protein peptidyl-prolyl isomerization. Gene Ontology annotation, molecular function: peptidyl-prolyl cis-trans isomerase activity. Bases 263 to 895 code for a protein of 210 amino acids.